AUGAGCGGCAGUGAGCGGUUUCGUUUCUUCUACAAAGGCAAGGCCUACCUUAUCCCGAGGGACUACAUCGAUGAUGAACACCCCGGCGGCGGCGAUGAAAUAUGGCCGUGGGUGAACCAGGAUAUGACGGACGCCUUCGACGACGCUGACCACUCGCUGGACGCGCUGGAGAUGUUGGAGGAGUACCUCGACGAGGACUACGACCCAACUGAAGACGCAGUGGCAGCAGUGACGGAAGAAGGGAGCAGCGAUGCGGUGGAGCAACCCGCAGGUGCGGAGGCGGCAUCAUCGGCGGCCGCGGCUGCGGCUGCGGUGGUAGCGCCCCCUUCUGGAAAGGAGAAUCCUCCACUAGUUGAGCCGAUAGCCGCUGCCGCCCCUGUUGCUGUUUCUCCUGCGGUAAAGGCAGACGGGAAGACAUUUGCUGUCCCGGUUGUCGUCUCCACCGCAGUCGCUGUUGCGGUGGUAGUGGCGUCUGUGGCCGUUGGGCUGUCGAAGGUGAGGCGGCGGCGUUGA
Molecule: messenger RNA, 513 nt
Organism: Leptomonas pyrrhocoris
Lineage: Eukaryota; Euglenozoa; Kinetoplastea; Trypanosomatida; Trypanosomatidae
Exons: 1
Coding region: 1-513 (170 amino acids)
Source: RefSeq, a predicted model, not a curated record